Messenger RNA from Austrofundulus limnaeus, 1001 nucleotides. RefSeq names its product transmembrane protein 160 (gene tmem160). Lineage: Eukaryota; Metazoa; Chordata; Actinopteri; Cyprinodontiformes; Rivulidae. The record is from RefSeq and is a predicted model, not a curated record. The transcript has 3 exons. The coding region runs from base 66 to 422 and encodes 118 amino acids.
GCGCACGCGCAUACCUUGUUGUGCUUUUGCUUUCAACUUGUUAGCCAGCGGGCUCCAGUGAUGUGAUGGCCUUUCUGAGCCUGCUCAUGCGAAGGCAACUGCCGCGGACCGUCAAUCUCUUCAGCCGCCUGGAGGUGCCGCUCGGCAGGCCUGCCCGCGCCGGAGCCUUCCCUGUUAAGAAGCUGCACUCCUCGGCUCGGCUCGGAGAGAAGCCGGGGCCGUUGGCGAAGAGCCGGGCUCUGGAGCAGCAGCAGCAGCUUACUGACCUGGACAAGGCGGACGCUUUGAUACUGAGGAAGUCACAUGAAACAGGUUUUCUCUCCUGGUUCAGGAAUGGUUUGCUGGCCACUGGGAUUGGAGUCAUCGCUUUUGUUCAGAGCGAAGUGGGCAGAGAAGCGGCGUAUGGUACGAGCUUCAGCUGAAAUUCAGCUCACUUAAGCUUUAGGACUGUCAUCCUGAUGCGGUAACAUGAAUGUGAUUCAAGUAGACAGUUUUAUUUCCAAACYAGGCUGGACCUCUUCAUGAAACAUUAAUUAGAACCAGGGUGGUGUAAAAACUUGUUCAGAUAAAUUAAUUGCAGAAUGUAARUUAACAUUUCACAACAAUUUAUUUUACAAAAAUGGCAACUAAAUUAACUUCAACCAUAAUUUUGAAAAAGUUCAUCUUUGUGUAAAAUCAGAAUUAAAAAAUGCAAUGAUUUGCAAAUCUCAAAUUAAAUUUUCUUCACACUGGAACAAACAUGACAUGAYUUCUCCCACAAAUCACCUGUAAACACAGUUCAUCGUGCCAAUCAGAAAUGCUGAUCAAAGCUCUAUCGUGCAAAGAAAAAUCCUUGUGAACACGAUCCAUACGUUGUCCUCUUUUGAUCAGAGCUCAUUUAAAAUGAACCGCGGAUAAAAUAAACUGUUCUGUGGUAAAACAAAUCAAAAUAAGAAAAUUUUGGGAAAACCAUGCGCAAUAAUUUUAGUGGAGAAAUUUGUCAGUUUGGUUAAAAAAAUACA